Messenger RNA from Tigriopus californicus, 3138 nucleotides. RefSeq names its product poly [ADP-ribose] polymerase 1-like. Gene Ontology annotation, molecular function: zinc ion binding; NAD binding; DNA binding. Lineage: Eukaryota; Metazoa; Arthropoda; Copepoda; Harpacticoida; Harpacticidae. The transcript is spliced from 15 exons. Gene Ontology annotation, cellular component: nucleus. The record is from RefSeq and is a predicted model, not a curated record. Bases 137 to 3112 code for a protein of 991 amino acids.
GUACUACAUGUGCUCGAAACUGAAUCAAGUCGAAACAAAUCGUGCCAGAGCCACUUACUAUUAUUAUUCUUAUUAUUGCUGUAGUAUCUGUAUCAUCAUCGCCAGUUGGACAGUAAUUUGACCCCAGACAUCCAGGAUGGCCGAGGGGUGUGACUUGCCUUUCCGUGCGGAAUACGCCAAAUCCAACCGAUCGUCUUGCAAAAUGUGCAAGAACAAGAUCGAGAAGGGCGAACUUCGUAUGGCGGUCAUGGUUCAGUCGCCCAUGUUUGAUGGGAAAGUGCCCCAUUGGUACCAUCUCAAAUGCUUUUUCGGACGCAAUCGACCCAAAGCUAUCGGCGACAUCGAACACUUUGACCAAAUGCGAUGGGAAGAUCAGGAGGCGAUCACGAAAAUGUUGGAGAAUGCUCUAGCGGGCAAGGGUCCGUCGGGUGGAAAAUCGGGUAAAGGAAAAUCGGAUAAUGGCACGCUUCAAAAGGAUUUUCGAGUGGAAUAUUCAAAAUCCGGAGGGGCGGCCUGUCGUGUUUGCGAAGUCAAAAUUGGCAAGGGUGUGGUUCGCAUUGGCAAGAAAGAUUAUGAAUCUCAACGGGCUAAGAUGUAUGGGCCUUAUGACCGUUGGCAUCAUCUGGAUUGCUUCGUCUCCAAACGAGAUGAGCUGGAAUAUUUUGACGGCGGCGAAGAGUUGGCUGGAUUCAAAACCUUGUCCAAAGAUGACCAGACUCUCCUCAAGUCCAAGCUCAAGAAAAUCAAAGAAAAGCGAAAGGCCCAGACUUCUACGGAAGAGCCCAGUACUAAGAAAGUGAAGACCGAAAGUGGAGAGGACGACGACAAGACCAAAGAGCAGAUCAAGAAGCAGAUGAAGAAACUUUAUUACUACCGGGAUAUGCUUGAGAAAGAACUCUCCAAGGGUCAACUUCAAACGCUUCUGGAGUUCAAUGAGCAAGAAGUCCCAACUGGGCCCGACCGCAUGUUGGACCGAUUGGCUGAUAUCAUGAUGUUUGGGACCUUGGAGCCUUGCUCGGAAUGCAAAGGUCAGUUUGUAUUCCGAAGUGGAGUGGGAUAUCAAUGUACGGGGAACAUUUCCGAAUGGACCAAGUGCCAAGUCAAGACCAGUGAGCCGAAACGUCGUGAAUUCAAACUACCUAAGGACUUCGUGAAAGAGUUCACCUUUUGUAAAAUGUACAAGAGCAAAGUGGGACAACGGAUCAUUCCUCAUCAUCAUUCGACGGUGACCCCUUCAAAGAGUUCCAACGGAGCAGCAAGUGACAAGCUGAAGCAACCUCUAGCCAACCUCACAUUUGUAUUGGAUGGGAAGAUUGAUCGAGCCAAAUUGAAGGCCACCAUUGAAAGUCUAGGAGGAAAGAUCGGAAGUAAAGUCACCAGUUCCACCGCAGCCGUUGUUUCCACUAAAGAGGCUGUGGCCGCCAAGGGUCGCAAGAUGAUGAGUGCCAAAAGUUACCAAGUUCAAGUGAUCCCCGAGGGAUUCUUCGACGAGGUGAAACCCGCUGAAAUAUUGGCCGAGAUCCAGAACCGAUCCAUUUGCACGUGGGGAUCCGAUCCAAGACAACGUGUCCAGUCCAUGAAAGAGAAAUCAAGUGGAUCAAAUAUGUUCAUUGCCAAGGAUCUCCCCAAAAGUAUGAAACUCAAACUCAAGGGAGGCGCUUACGUGGACCCCGAAUCUGGUUUGGACCACAAAGCCCAUGUUUUGAAGAAGAGCUCGGCCUUGUAUUCCGUGGUCUUGGGGGCUGUGAACAUUCAAGAGGGCAAGAACUCGUACUACAAACUUCAACUUUUGGAGCAUGACACUAAGCCCAAAUGGUAUGUGUUCCGCUCCUGGGGUAGAGUUGGCACCACGAUUGGCGGCACCAAAUUGGAAAAUUUCACUCUUCGUGAAGAUGCCAUUCGUGAUUUUGAGAGCCUCUAUGUAGAUAAGACUGGGAACGAGUGGCGAAAUCGAGAUCAGUUCGAGAAAGUAGCCGGAAAGUUCUUCCCCAUGGAUCUCGAUCUUGGUCAAGAUCAAGAGGACAUUCAGAAACUGGAGUUGUCCAAGUCUCAUUCGAAAUUGGCCAAACCUAUCCAAGCAUUGAUUGCCCUGAUCUUUGACAUUGAAAGCAUGCGACAGGCCAUGCUGGAGUUCGAGAUCGAUUUGACCAAGAUGCCCUUGGGAAAGUUGAGCAAGAAACAAAUCAUGCAUGCCUAUGAGAUCCUCACCGAGGUGAAGGGCUUUUGCGAGGACAACUCGGGCUCGGAGACCAAGUUCCUGGACGCCUCCAACCGAUUUUUCACCCUGAUUCCUCAUGACUUUGGAAUGAAAUCCCCGCCGAUCUUGAACAGUCAUGAGGAAGUCAAGACCAAGUUAGACAUGUUGGAUAACUUGUUGGAGAUCGAAAUCGCCUUCAACCUGUUGCAAAGCGGCGCUUCGGAGAAAGAUCAGGAUCCGAUUGACGCGCAUUACGCCAAGCUUCAUACCAAAUUGGACGUCUUGCCAAGGGAUUCAAAAGAGUUCCAGAUCUUGGAGCGCUAUGCUCUCAACACUCAUGCCAAAACUCACAACACGUACUCGCUUGAGAUUGUGGAUAUCUUCAAGGUGAAACGGAAAGGCGAAUCUGAGAAGUUCAAGAAAUACAAGGAUCUCCACAAUCGAAUGCUCCUCUGGCACGGAUCUCGAACGACCAAUUAUGUGGGCAUCCUCUCUCAGGGCCUGAGAAUUGCUCCGCCCGAGGCGCCCGUAACGGGUUACAUGUUCGGCAAAGGCGUCUACUUUGCAGACAUGGUCUCCAAAUCUGCCAACUACUGUAACACCACACGAACCAACAACACGGGUCUCCUCAUGCUCUGCGACGUUGCUCUUGGCGACAUGUAUGAACGAACCCAAGCGGAUUACAUUGAAAAAUUGCCUGAUGGUAAACACAGCACGAAAGGCGUGGGUAAAACCGAGCCGGACCCCACUCAAUUUGAGGAGAUCGACGGUGCGAAGGUGCCCACGGGCAAGGGCGUGCCAGCCAAGAGUAAGGCGAACACGACUCUCCUGUACAACGAGUACAUUGUCUACGAUACGGCUCAAUGUAAUAUUAAGUAUCUCUUCAAGAUGAAGUUCAACUAUAAAAAGUAUUAAAGGCCCGGAUGGGCGAUUUCGUGAAA